UGUGUGUGUGUGUGUGUGUGUGUGUGUGUGUGUGUGUGUGUGAGGGGGGGGGAGGACACCGAAAGAGGUGCAUAAAGAAGGAAUUCCCCGCGCGGCGCUCCGGAGAACUUCUCCUCCUUCCUCAGAAAAAGCGGCGAGCUGUCAGAGGACAAGUGACUGAGUCGAGGGGUUUAGAAGAAGCUCGCGGACGGAGGAGACAUGAUGGGCAACGCGGGGCAGGGAGGGCUCAGAAGCGGACGCAAGUGCAGUCCUCUUGUGUUAUGGAGAUUUGCGCUCAUGUGCCUUCCUCUGACAAGGGCAGAAACUCUGGUGAUGAGGAGACAGCCUCGCCAGACCUCAGAAACAGAGGCGCAGGAGGGGGUAUGGGGGCCGUGGAGCACCUGGACUGACUGCUCCCAAACUUGUGGCCCGGGUGUGUCGGAGAGACAGAGACAGUGCCUACCUCCACCCCGCGUCCCUCUAAACUGGGGGGCAUCUGCCUUCCUUCCCCCAGGCCUUCCCAAUCACACCCCUGUAAUUUCUGCAAUUCGCCCUAACUACCCUUCCCAGUACUCCUUACCUGAUACAUAUCCUUACGGUGGUGGAGAAAGGCCACCUUUUUACCCCCCUUCGGUGCCAUCGAGUCAGAAUGCUGGCCUCCCUAUAUACAGGAGCGAUCAGGGAGUCGCUGCGCAUGACCAGUCCAGCCCUGGGGCUCCCCAGUACUGGCGAGAAUUCUCCCAGCGUGCUCAGGAGCCGCUCUCUCGGUACCGUCCAUCCUCUUUCCCCUCUCCAUCGCUGAAUUAUGGCCAGUUGGGAAGAUCCUCCAGACCUCCAGCCAACCAGAGGACAGCUAGAGUUGGCGGGGGUGGGAGCAGGAGGUCAGUGCCAAACAAUCAGGACACAGCAUUUCCCCAAAGAUCUUUAUCAGCUACUUCUUCGAUUCGCCCUGGACAGUUUGGCUAUGGCCGAGUGCCCUUCUCUCUGCCUCUACACCGGCCAAAUCGGAACGCGCGACACGCCGCCCAUGGGGGUAACAGCUCCAGCACUGGUCCUCAGUUGGAAGAAGUGGAGCAAAGAGAGCCCAUGAUCGUGGAGACUGAUGCAGACGGGGGACAAGCUGAUGUACACCUAGAGGGAGAGAAACGUGUUGGAGAGGAAGAAGCCGCACAGGAGAGAGAUGUGAAGGGAGAAAAAGAGAGAGAAGAGCCAGGAGCAGAGCAGGGACAGGGCGAGGAUACUGUGUCAGCAACGGCGGCAGCAGCGGGAGCCUCUCAGGCCCCUGUGGAGUCAGCCAGACACUCUGACGCGGAGCCAGGCAGACAGCGGGAUCGCGAGGCACACGGCGCGAGCCGCAUGAGCGCAGGCAGCGGGAGCCCCAGACAGACAGGGAGACACCCACACACAGACAGAGCCCUCGCCAGGCCCAUGGAGAGAGAGAGCAACGCACACUCACGCACUUUCAUCCACAGGCAGUCUCACACUAAUCACGAUCAUCGAAUCGACCGACGGACACCACACCCCUACAGUCCCCCUCUCCACCACUUCCCGCCUCACAGAGAGCCCCUCUACAGCUUUUCCCCGGCCUUACCUCAGCCUCAUCCCCAUCCCCCACAGCUGCCCCCUGGCCCCUCAAACCCUAACAUCUGGCUCCUGCCACCUCAACACUCUGGGAGAGAGAGAGAGGUGCGGGGUGAGGAUGAGAGGGACGCCGAACCAGCCGGAGGCAGCUGGGGGUCACAUACAGGCCCCCGCAACUUCAAAUGCUCCGGGCCAGAGAAGGAGUAUCGAAAGUGCAACAUCCAGCUAUGCCCAGGGGGUACCGUGGACCCUAGGGCAGAGCAGUGUUCCUCCUUCAAUAACCAAGAAUUCUUGGGAAGACUGUACGACUGGGAGCCCUUCACUGAAGUGGGACCCGAGCAGCAGUGUGAGCUCACGUGCAGACCGGCGGGAUUCCGUUUCUACGUGCGGCAGGCUCACGUAGUGAGAGAUGGCACGCCCUGUGCCAACAACACCCCCGGCGGUGUGUGUGUGGCCAGCCGCUGCUUGUAUGAGGGCUGCGACGGGGUGCUGGGUUCGGGCCUGGUGCGGGACAAAUGUGGAAUAUGCGGUGGUCGGGACACGUCUUGCCGAAGGGUUACAGGAAGCUUCCGGAACUCGAGUGUGCCAGUCGGUUAUCACCACAUCCUGGACAUCCCGCUGGGGGCCACGGCCAUCAACAUCACGGAGAGGAAAGCCAGCCCUAACUAUCUGGCUCUGCGCAGCGGCACCGGGCAGUCUGUGGUGAAUGGCCGCUGGGCAGUGGACCCUCCAGGGGAGUACAAGGCUGGAGGCACCACUUUCUUGUACAGCCGCCCCCGGGCUGCCUCUGAGGGCCAGGAGGGCGGUCUGGGAGAAACGUUAACAGCUCCAGGACCAACCACCACCUUGCUGCAGCUCUUUAUCAUCCAUCACCGAAAGAACCCAGGGAUUGACUAUGAGUUUUACAUCCCCGUGGAGAAGAAGGAGAGCGAGAGAGGGGGUGCAAAGGAAAGUGAUGGAGUGAGGGCACCUCUCAGAGAGAUCAGUGCGCUGACUGUGACAGUGGCAGACCCCAUUCCUGCUCCUCCGCCCCCUGUUGAGAGGCGGUGGUCGGCCGAGAGGAGUCACCCGCGAGGCUCUACAUCUGGCCGCAACGCCCGUAUCCCUCCCCGGACUGACCUGCCACUUGACACUCAGAGUCCCUUUGUGUGGCGCUGGGGUGGGCUCACCGAGUGCUCAGCCUCCUGCGGAAAAGGCUUUCAACAGAGGGUUAUUUACUGUGUCAACCGCUACACCGAGCAGGAAGUGUCAGAACGGAAAUGUGACUCGGCUGCCAAGCCUGCAGCGGAGGAGAUACCCUGCAACCUUCACCCUUGCCCCCCUUUCUGGGAGAUGGGUCCCUGGUCCGAGUGCAGCGUUUCCUGCGGCCCGGGGGUCCAGCAGAGACAGCUCCAGUGCAGGCAGAGCUUCGGAAACCGCUCCACCAUGGUGCACCCCCAGCGGUGCUCCCUUCUUCCUCGCCCCAAUGCCACCCAGCCCUGCCACCCACGCAUCUGCUCCCGCUGGGAGAUCCGCACCAACUGGAGCUCUUGCUCUGUGGAUUGCGGUGUUGGGAAGAGGACUCGGAGCGUCCGCUGCGUCAGUGACCAGGGUAACGUCGUAAGCGACAGGGAGUGCAAUGCCAGGCUCCGCCCUCAAGGCAGCGAGGAUUGUCACAUGGGCCCGUGUAUCACAAACUGGUACUUCACGGACUGGACGGAGACGUGUUCGGCACAAUGUGGGCCCGGCGUGCAGCGGAGGGAGGUGCUGUGCCUAUCAAGUGGGGCUGGCAGAGAUGGAGUAGGAGGCGACUGUGUAGGAGAGAAGCCGGCGGACAUGAAAGCCUGCAAUGGGGGUCCCUGUGUGUCCACCACAAUGUGGUACACUGGACCAUGGGGACAGUGCAGUGCCCUAUGUGGAAAUGGCACUCAGCGGCGCGAUAUCAUCUGUGUCACGAAGCUGGGGAAUGAGUUCAACGUGACACACGCCAGCCAGUGUGCGCACCUGGAAAAGCCGUCCCCUGUGCAGACUUGUAAGAUGGAACCGUGCCGCUCACAGUGGUUCACUACUCAGUGGAGCGCGUGCUCGCGCUCGUGUGGGAAAGGCUUUCAGACCAGAGAGGUGCGGUGUCUCACUCCAGACAAACAGCACAGCUCAGCCUGUGACCUCAUUCGCAAGCCAGAGCAGGAGCAGUUGUGCAACACUCUGCCAUGCAGCCCCCAGCUCCCAGAUGAGAACUGCAGGGACAGGCAUCACAACUGCAUGAUGGUGGUCCAGGCGCGCCUCUGUGUCUACUCCUACUACAAGACAGCCUGCUGUGCCUCGUGCACCCAGAGCGCACAGCGGGCCAAGAGACACUGAGGCCACUUGAGCCCCGGGCUCCUGCCGCAGCUGGCUGACACUGUGCUACACCUGGCCAAGAAUGUACUAAGGACACACAAUGUGACACGGAUAGCAGAAAUAUCCAGCCUGCUUAAGUGUAGUCUGUAUAGAAGCAUUUUAUGUAUGCCAAAAAGAAGUAUACUGUAAAUAUAUAUUUUUAAUUGUGAAUGUUUGAAAUGCAAACCAAAUAUAACUCAUACGUGGUAAAUAUGAAGGCCAUGAAAAGCUACAUGUAAGUGUGGGGAAACGGGACGGAGGCCUGUCCUUAGCCUCACGACCUGUAAAUGUGGGCACUGCUCACGGAGGAUGAAUAAGAACUGCAAGACCAAAUAUAUGAGUGUUCAUAGUAUUUUAAUAGUCACAAAAUCUAGGUGUAGUGUCAUUUUUCUGAAAGCACGGUGCCAUACAUUAAUUAAAAUUUCGAUUAUGGCACGUACAAUGUGUAUAUUUAUGUUAUAGUGACAAGCGCUAAUUUAGCGAAGGCCCUAAUGUGCUCCAAACGGUCACCCUCAAAGAAGUGUGCACAUCAAAGCGUACCCCAGAUACCACGCUCAUCAGAGGACAUACGGUAUAUGGCGACCCACAGAUAAAAAUCCCACUGUCUUGCUAAUUGUCAGAAGAAGUCAAACGGAAUAAUAUUUAAUACACCAAUUUAUACCACUUGUAGCAUUUUGUGUUGCAUUGUUUUACCGAUAAUCAUUUACCAUAUUGGAUUCAGGAAGUAUCUUCAAAAAGAUCUGUUUAAUUUGUUUCAUGACUCAUUUAAAGUGAAAAGUUAGGGUUCUUUAGUAGUGAUCGAGUAUGAUGUUUAUUGGAGGACGUUUACAUAAUGCUUUAAAAUUAGAGGUGAGAACGUAUUUAUUUCAGCUGUAUGGACUCACUAAAUAGAUUUAAAAAUCUCUGGGCUCAACUUAUUUAGUAUGCAGAUCCUCCGAAAAUGAAUAACGAGUUUAAUUGAAAGUCACGGUUAAUAUGCUUACAAAUACGCAUAGGCACGUUUUUAAAAAAAGUAACACUUAUAAAUACAAGUUGUUAUAAAAAAUGAAUACUUGCGCUGUAAUUGCAUAUUUUGGGGCAAACAGAAGCACACAGAAUGGAUCAUGGGUCACAGUGGAAUCAUGCAGUCCUAUACUUAGAAGAUGCUCUCAGCCACUUCUUUGCAAAUGUACUGGUGACCGUAUUCCGUGUUCCUGUACACGCUACGUGUGAUUGUCCCUAAACCGGGAUACGCAUUCCCCGGUCUCCACACUGCAUCUUCAUGUCUCUGAUAUAUAUUUGUACUUGUUCCAUGUCACUUCAGUCCACACCCUUGCUCGCCCACCCGCUCUCCCUCUCCGUGUAGCAAGAGCAAGGUCCCCCGAAAGUCACACUGCUGUGCAGGGAGAGCCCGUUACGUUUCCCUGCUGAUAGUUCAGCAAGGUGCUGUUGUCAGUAUUAAUCUGCCAGUCUUCCCUUUUUUUUUUUUUACUGUCGCUGUCACUGUUGUCUUCAGUAUUUGUGCAGGAUUUCUUCUUUUUGUUGUUUAUGUACAAAAAUACUCACACACAUAAAAACAUUCAAAUUAAAGCCUGUCACAUACAUUUGUCAGGCAGUAUUAUAUUUUUAUACAUAUAUUUUCCUGGAUCUAUUGACGCGUUUUCUUGUAUUACAGAAUAUCUUUAUUUGUACUUUGCAGAAAUAGUCUUCACUAUACAAUAGCUGUAUUUAUACCUAUAUACAGUAAACUCAGUGAAGUGUUUAUAUAGUGCUCAACAGAUGAAAAUACUAUGAUUACUAAAUUGUAAUAUAUUAUUGUAUACAUUUUUAUUUUUUUUUUUACGAGAGGACUUAUUUUGUGAUUAACUAUGCAAUUGUAAUUAGAGCACCUCUGUUGAAAGAAUCACUUCUCACAGAUCGUUUGAACCAGCUGAUUGCCAAAACAAUCCUCAGUCAAAUUUUAGACAAAUCUUGUGGGACAAAUGUGUUUCUUAAGAAAGGAGUGCGCAUUUCAUAGGUAUAUGUUAUAUAUAUAAAUAUAUCUAUAUAUAUAUAUA
Scleropages formosus (Asian bonytongue) is the source of this 5954-nucleotide messenger RNA. It is a transcript of the gene adamtsl4, whose product is annotated as ADAMTS-like 4. The record is from RefSeq and is a predicted model, not a curated record. Gene Ontology annotation, biological process: proteolysis; extracellular matrix organization. NCBI's taxonomy places the organism in Eukaryota, Metazoa, Chordata, Actinopteri, Osteoglossiformes, Osteoglossidae. The coding region runs from base 199 to 3900 and encodes 1233 amino acids. The transcript has 18 exons. Gene Ontology annotation, cellular component: extracellular matrix. Gene Ontology annotation, molecular function: metalloendopeptidase activity.